Messenger RNA from Adineta ricciae, 597 nucleotides. NCBI's taxonomy places the organism in Eukaryota, Metazoa, Rotifera, Eurotatoria, Adinetida, Adinetidae. The record is from the annotation of a GenBank genome assembly.
AUGGCAACCAACGACGAUGCAACCAAACAUUUCUUUCCUCCCAUGCAACGCUCAACAAAAAAAUCCUCUCGUAUUAUGAAAAGAAAACCUGCAAGAAAAAAUUCGAUACCAACGCAUUUCCGAUUUGGUGGUAAUCGAAAAGAUCCACUCAAUCUAAAUGCACUUAUUGAAAAGAAAAAACAAUCCGCUGCAGCAGCAGGAUCAUCAUCAUCUAUGACAAAUGCAAACAAUGAUAAUUUAGAUAAUGGUAAUGAUCGACCGGUUGAAAUUUUACUUCAACCCGAUAUUUUUGAUCCUCUUCGUCUUGAUACUACUUCACGUAAUGAUGAUGAACUAAAUACUCUUUAUUCUAUUCCAUCAAAUAGUACGAAUGAAGCAUUCGCUCAUAAUCCAAUGACAUUUACAAAUCGAAAAAAUCGUUACGGAAAAAAACGAAGACAUUCACUACCGCCAAGGUAUGGCAAUUUUCAAGGUUAUUAUGGUUAUCGACAACCGAGUCAUGAUCAACGAUUACAAUACCUCGAACAAAAUUGGUUUCAAAAUAAACAAGUUUUAGAUAUAGAUGAUGAAUACCCAAUUACACCAUCUUUCGACUGA